Gastrolobium bilobum is the source of this 1106-nucleotide messenger RNA. Its product is annotated as protein FLC EXPRESSOR-like. The transcript has 4 exons. Bases 87 to 929 code for a protein of 280 amino acids. The record is from RefSeq and is a predicted model, not a curated record. NCBI's taxonomy places the organism in Eukaryota, Viridiplantae, Streptophyta, Magnoliopsida, Fabales, Fabaceae.
CACAGACACACUAGUUACUCAUUUCCGUUCGUGUGUCUAUGAAAUCAAAACCAAACUGGAGUCAUAGUUAGAGAAGAGGAGUGCAAAUGUCAGGGCGCAAGCAUCUAGGGUCCUCUCGUGCUCUCUCCCAUUCUUCCUCCUCCCCCGCCGUCCGGGCCCUUCCGGUCGCCGCCCUUGAAGACCGCUUCAUCGCUCGCCACCGCGAGAUCCAGUCUCUCCUCCUAGACAACCAGCGCCUCGCCGCCGCCCACGUCGCCAUCAAGCAAGACCUCGCUGUCACCCAGCAGGAGCUCCGCAGUCUCACCGCCGCUGCCGCCAACGUUAAGGCCGAGCGCGAUGCCGAGGUGCGCGAGAUCUACGAGAAAUCGCUCAAAAUGGACGCCGAGGUCCGCUCCAUCGCCGCCAUGAGCUCCGAGCUCGAUCAGGUGCGGGCAGAUGUACAGGAGCUCGCCGCGUCGCGAAAGGAGAUAGCUUCAGAGCUGCAGUCGGUCGAGAACGACCUCGCGAGGGCACGCGCCGAGUCACAGUAUGUGCCUCCGAUCAAGGCUGAUAUAGAGGCCAUGCGCCAUGAGAUUCAACGAGGAAGGAAAGCUAUUGAAUUUGAGAAGAAGACACACGCUAGUAACCUUGAGCACAGGCGGGCAAUGGAUAACAAUUUAAUCAUUAUGUCCCGUGAGGUUGAAAAGUUACGUGCUGAGCUGGCUAAUGCAGAGAAGAGAGCAAGGGCUGCGGUUGCUGCAGCUGCAAACCCAAGUCCUGGAUAUCCUGCAAACUAUGACAAUCCUGAGAUGGGAUAUGCAGGAAUGGCAUACCCUCCUGACUCUUAUGGCAUGCAUCAGAUCCAAGCUGGGGUUGAUGCUCAUCCUCAAUAUGCAUCUGGAGCAACAUUACAUCAUCCUUAUGACAUGCAACAUGCACAGCCUAGAUAGGCUUCCAGUGAUGUCUUGUUUUUGAAAGAAGAGAAAGGAAAAGAAUGUAAUGUAUAUCACAUUUUUUUCUGAAAGAAAUUACCCAAUUACAGCGCAUAUAAUUUUGUGGAUAUCUGAAAAUGGUUAUAAAUCAUUAAGCUUGUAUAUAUGUAUUAUUAUUGGUAAUGUGUUCCGGUA